Molecule: messenger RNA, 948 nt
Organism: Onychomys torridus (southern grasshopper mouse)
Lineage: Eukaryota; Metazoa; Chordata; Mammalia; Rodentia; Cricetidae
Product: olfactory receptor 2A12-like
Exons: 1
Coding region: 1-948 (315 amino acids)
Biological process (GO): G protein-coupled receptor signaling pathway
Cellular component (GO): membrane
Molecular function (GO): G protein-coupled receptor activity; olfactory receptor activity
Source: RefSeq, a predicted model, not a curated record
AUGCAGGACUUCCUCUGGAGAAACCACAGCUCUCUUACUGAGUUUGUUCUUCUAGGAUUCUCUAGUGACAGGAAGAUAAAUGGCAUUCUGUUCGGUGUCUUUCUUCUCCUCUACAUCAUCACCCUCUUAGGCAAUGGGCUAAUUAUCACCUUGAUACACGUGGAUUCCCGCCUCCACACACCCAUGUACUUUUUCCUCAGUGUCUUAUCCAUUCUGGAUAUGGGCUAUGUCACCACUACAGUGCCCCAGAUGCUGGUACAUCUGGUCUGUGAGAAGAAGACCAUCUCAUAUAUUGGAUGUGUGACUCAGAUGUACAUCUUCCUGAUGCUGGGAAUCACUGAAUCAUGGCUUUUUGCAAUCAUGGCUUAUGAUAGGUAUGUGGCCAUUUGCCAUCCUCUCAGAUAUAAAGUCAUCAUGAGCCCUUUACUGCGUGGGUCACUAGUAGCCUUUUGUGGGUUCUGGGGUAUCAGCUGUGGCCUUAUAUAUACUGUUUCUGCUAUGAUUCUUCCCUAUUGUGGCCCCAAUGAGAUCAACCACUUCUUUUGUGAAGUACCUGCUGUUCUGAAGUUGGCCUGUGCAGACACCUCUCUCAAUGACCAGGUGGACUUCAUCCUAGGCUUCAUCCUUCUUCUGGUCCCACUCUCCCUCAUCAUUGUCGUCUACAUCAAUAUCUUUGCUGCUAUCUUGAGGAUCCGUUCAACUCAAGGGCGAAUCAAGGCCUUUUCCACCUGUGCCUCCCACAUCACUGUGGUCACUAUGUUCUCGAUCCCAUGUAUGAUUAUGUAUAUGAGACCUGGUUCUGAGUCCUCCCCAGAAGAGGACAAGAAGCUGGCUCUCUUCUAUAAUGUUAUCUCUGCCUUCCUCAACCCAAUAAUCUACAGCCUUCGUAACAAAGAUGUGAAAAGGGCCUUCUUCAAGGUGGUAGGCUGUGGCGAAGUGUCAGGAUGA